Messenger RNA from Pisolithus orientalis, 1392 nucleotides. RefSeq lists its product as uncharacterized. The transcript has 5 exons. The record is from RefSeq and is a predicted model, not a curated record. NCBI's taxonomy places the organism in Eukaryota, Fungi, Basidiomycota, Agaricomycetes, Boletales, Pisolithaceae. The coding region runs from base 1 to 1392 and encodes 463 amino acids.
AUGCAGCGCUCGAACAUCUCCCCCACCGGCGAUACCGACCUCCCACAACUCAGCCGCCACGAUGACUCUGUGUCUGGCGCUCCUUCCAUGCCGUCCAUAGCAGAGGCAAUGUUUUACUACUCGGGGCUGCGCUCUUCUACCAGGUUAGUGUACCGCACAGAGCCCAUGCCAUGGGCGAUGCCCACUGGACCCAAAGCCUACCGCCGGUCGAAGGAGCUUCGCCCAGUCUUCGGCCAUAAGCUGAACGUCGUCUGGAAGGACCUGGGUCCCAAGGUAUGUCACUUCCUAGAUUCACAGGGGGUCCUCUGGACGUCAAUAGACGUCGUUCGCUCUGUCACGGUCGGAGAGGCAAAAGUCGGUCCCGUCGUACUUUGGAUUGGUAUUAUUCCCGAAACACUCUUGGGUGAGAACGCCUGUGCCUCAGCGAACGGUUGCCUAUACCUCCUCAAGGAGCUCGGCAGUGAUGACGUUGAGGUUGAGUUCCUGGAGACCCGGACGUCGACGUUCGCGGACCUCUUACUCCAGCACUCGGGCUCUCCAUCGCUGCCCCAUGCCACACCUCAUGUUCAGGGUACCGGAGGUAUCUAUCUCGCCGAAGGCGGCGAUAGCAGGAAGGUCUUGCUCGUUACCGCUCACUAUGCUCUCUUCCAGAUAACUGGCCCAGCGUCGCCUACGCCCGCACAACCACCACAGAACAUGGCGGUAUGGUCAAGUGGCAUGGGUGGAGGACUAAGGAACUUGCGGGUGAGAGGGGUUGAAAAGGACGAGGAGGAGAUUGAGCCUGCUCAGCGUCAGUUGGAGUGGGCUCAGUGGUCAUUGGAAAAUGCGAGGAAGACAAUAAAGGCCACAUCGUCUAGUCCCCUCCGAUUACUACUGGUGCCGGCACGGAGGGUUUCAUCGAAGACCUAUGCGGUUGUCGAGCUCGACAGCUCCAAGAUCAAGAACGCCUUUAAGGGAAACGUGAUUGACCUAGGUGCGGACGAAGAUUUUGCCUCGCGAGUUCAUGCUGAAGAUGUACCCCCCCGCCCAUCACUUCGGGACCUCAUCUCGAAAGACCUCAUGUACAACCUAGGUAUGCUCGACCACGACGGUGAACCUUGCCUACCAGUUGUAAAGAACGGUAGUGCCACCGGCAUCACCAUAGGCCGCGCUACCGGCAUAUUCUCAUACGUUCGCAAAUAUUUUAGCAGCAGCACUCACCAGACCUCGACGGAGUGGGCUAUCCUCCCCUACAAGUUGGGUGCCUUCUCGGCCUCCGGCGAUUCGGGCUCUAUCAUUGCCGACUGCCAUGGCCGCAUCGGCGGUGCCGGCGAUAUGGAGUCCUCCGACAUCACAUCCGCGACGCCCUUCCUUCUGGCUCUUCCCGCGCAUCAAGCAAAACGGAUUUCCUAA